This is a messenger RNA of Eurytemora carolleeae, 633 nucleotides long. RefSeq names its product probable small nuclear ribonucleoprotein Sm D2. The transcript has 3 exons. NCBI's taxonomy places the organism in Eukaryota, Metazoa, Arthropoda, Copepoda, Calanoida, Temoridae. Gene Ontology annotation, biological process: spliceosomal snRNP assembly; RNA splicing. Gene Ontology annotation, molecular function: RNA binding. Gene Ontology annotation, cellular component: precatalytic spliceosome; U5 snRNP; U2 snRNP. The record is from RefSeq and is a predicted model, not a curated record. Bases 46 to 390 code for a protein of 114 amino acids.
UAAAGUGAAAUAUUGUUUCAGAACUAUCUGUAGCAUAUAUUGAAGAUGAGUAAGGUAGAGAUGACCCCCGAGGAGAUGGAGGCGAGGGAGCAGGAGGAGUUUAACACGGGACCACUUCGUGUUCUCACAGACAGUGUAAAGAACAACACUCAGGUUUUGAUCAACUGUAGAAACAACAAGAAGCUGUUGGGCCGAGUGAAGGCUUUUGACAGGCAUUGCAACAUGGUUCUAGAACAGGUUAAAGAGAUGUGGACUGAGAUGCCAAAGACCGGAAAGGGACAGAAGAAGGGUAAACCCGUGAACAAGGACAGGUUUAUCGCCAAGAUGUUCCUGCGCGGAGACUCCGUUAUCCUUGUUCUUAAGAACCCCCUCGCAGCCGCAGCACCAUAAAUCUCUCUCUUUAGCUCAAAUCAAUCCAUGACAGAACUCGCCGCAGAUCAUGAUUCUACGGAACUCUCUGUUUGUGAGAUGUGUGAAAGUUACCAUAAUAUUGUAUUCUCAAUAUAAAAGCAUUUUUAGUGUCUUUUUUUUCUGAACUGUAUUUUUGUGCUAUAUAACUGUAAAUGGUUUACUUUUUGAAAAUGCUCAAAUAUCACUGCCGUUCAUUUUUUUUUAAAUUUGUUUUUUCAGAAA